Trichoderma reesei QM6a is the source of this 804-nucleotide messenger RNA. RefSeq lists its product as uncharacterized. Gene Ontology annotation, cellular component: nucleus. The transcript has a single exon. Gene Ontology annotation, molecular function: RNA polymerase II cis-regulatory region sequence-specific DNA binding; DNA-binding transcription factor activity, RNA polymerase II-specific. The record is from RefSeq and is a predicted model, not a curated record. Gene Ontology annotation, biological process: regulation of transcription by RNA polymerase II. NCBI's taxonomy places the organism in Eukaryota, Fungi, Ascomycota, Sordariomycetes, Hypocreales, Hypocreaceae. The coding region runs from base 1 to 804 and encodes 267 amino acids.
AUGGACUCCCAAACCGUCAUGGCCACCCUCAUCGACCCGCAGCUCCAGAUGAUGGGCCCUGAGUCGACCACUACAAGCAUGCAGUAUCCUCUGCCAACAACCUUGGACACAUGGAGCACUCUGUUUGAGCCCUUGGACUUUGCACCGCCUACGCAGGACAUGGGGAUGAUGGAAGCCGGGUUCCAGAGCGAUGCGGCCUCUCCCAUGUCUCCCUUCCGCAAGUCUGAGCACGACUUUGGCUCCUCCAUGUCUCCCUUUGAGGGCACCCUCAGCCUGGACGAGUCGCCCGGCAACACCUCCAUUUCCACAGGACUCUCCGAGUCCGGGGCCACCAGAGGCACAGAUCAAAAGACAUCAAAGACGACCACGCCCAAGAGGAGCCGCCGCCGCCACAGCGAGGCGGAAAAGAAGGACCUCAUCAAGCAGCGCAACCGGGUGGCCGCCUCGAAAUGCCGGCAGAAGAAGAAGGAAAAGGUUGACGAGCUCAAGGAGAUCAAGUCGAGCCUCGAGCGGCGCAACAGCGAGCUCCAGCUCGAGUACCAGCGCCUCCGCCAGGAGCUCGGCCAGGUCAAGAGCCACCUGAUACGCCACACCGACUGCAACGACCCCAACAUUGACCGCUGGGUCGAGAACGAAGCCAAGAGCUACGUGCAGAAGCUGGUGCAGACUAGCGAGCAGCGGCGCCUGGGCAGCGUAUGCAGCAUGAGCAGCGCCGAUGGCGUCGUCGACGGCCUGCACAUGCGCACGCACUCUCUUCCUUCCACGGGGAUGCCCUCUGAAGAUCCAUACAUGGGACUGGGAUGA